Fusarium fujikuroi IMI 58289 is the source of this 777-nucleotide messenger RNA. RefSeq lists its product as uncharacterized. The record is from RefSeq and is a predicted model, not a curated record. The transcript is spliced from 5 exons. NCBI's taxonomy places the organism in Eukaryota, Fungi, Ascomycota, Sordariomycetes, Hypocreales, Nectriaceae. Bases 1 to 777 code for a protein of 258 amino acids.
AUGGCUAUUGAAUCCACCUCACUUGCCAAGCAAGCCUUUGCUGGCCCUGAUGGAACCAUCAAGACACUCGCAAGUCAGGUCGACGAGCACCUGAAGGGAAACUCUGAUGCCGUGAUUGUCGAUGUCGGCCCUGUCUUCGGACAACUGAACGAGCAGACCGUUGGCAAACUUGAUGAAAAUGUUCAAAUCAUGAUCGCUGGUAUGACUAAGUCUAUCGCCGGUAUUCCAAUCCCUGAGAGGACUUAUGAAAAGAUCCUGGCUCUCUUUUCGCAGAGUCCUCUCGUUCAGGUACAUGGCAACGGAAUUUCUAAAAGUGAUAGCCUCAUCAAACAGUCUGAUUCCGAGUUCAAGACGGAUGGUUCCCCUGACGAUAAGAUCGUUCAGGAGGUUGCUGCUUGGUUCCGCCGCCUGGUUGGUGAGGAGAUCAUGGCAGCCACUAAUAUCGAUAUCAGCGUCCUCGGCAAAGUUGUUGCGCAGUCUGGUGUGACUGCCAAGGAUCUCUCUACUAUUUUCAAAGGCAAGGAACAUGCCGAGAAAAGCUUGGAUGUGGCUGGAAUCCGUUACCCAGAGCCAGGUAGACCCAAUUUCAGUGUCUUCCGCAUCCAUUUGACCGCGUGGUCCGACUCCGACCGCAUUCUUCACAUGCAGCACGACAGCAAUGGCAUCACGGGUGAGGUCUUCCAGACCGAUUACGUGCCGAGAUCGUCAGUCAUGGAUAACUUGAAGCCUGAAGUACGCGAAAGGGCUAUCGGUGCAGCGAAGGGUAUGUUCCAGUAG